AUGAAAAACCAUGAUCAAGUUUUUUCAAACAGGCAAAGAUUAAGUAUAGCUCGUAGACUCUUCGAUGGCUCCAAGGAUGUAGCAUUUUCUCCUUAUGGAGAGUAUUGGAGGCAACUUAGAAGCAUUAUUGUGCAUCAACUUUUAAGUAACAAAAUGGUUCAAUCAUUUCGACGUGUUCGAGAAGAAGAGACUUCACUUAUGAUUGGACAGAUCAAGGUUGCCCUGGGGAGGAAGUAUGGUGAUGGAGAACAUGGGAGGAAAGCUAAGGAUACUUUAGCAGAAUUCAUUCAGAUAUUAGGGGUAUACAAGGGAUUAUGUGUUCCUUGGCUUGCAUGGCUGAAUCGUUUCAAUGGUUUGGAUGCUAGAGUGAAAAGAGUGGUUAAACAGAUUGAUCAAUUCAUAGAGGGAGUAAUUGAAGAGCACAGGAACAAGGCUGUUGCUGAUACUACUGAGACAACCUGCUCAGACUCUCUGGACAUUUUGCUUCCGAUACAGAGGGAAAAGUUGUUUGCUAUUGAGCAUGAUUCUAUCAAAGCUGUCAUUUUGGACAUGUUUGAAGGUGGAACUGACACAACACAUACAAUUAUGGAGUGGGCAAUGGCUGAACUCCCGAGGCAUCCCAAAAUCUUGAAGCAGUUGCAGAAUGAGGUAAGACAGAAAGCAAAUGUAAAAUCAGAAAUCACUGAAGAUGAUUUAGACAAAAUGCAAUGCCUAAAAGCAGUGAUAAAGGACGUUCUGAGACUUCAUGCACCUGUUCCGUUACUACUUGCCAGAGAAUCAACUCAAGAUGCCAAAGUAAUGGGGUAUGAUAGUUCAGCAGGCACACAAGUACUCGUGAAUGCUUGGCAAUUGGAAGAGAUUCAAACGUUUUGGGAUAAUCCUGAGGGAUUCAGCCAAAGAGAUUCUUGA
Coffea eugenioides is the source of this 909-nucleotide messenger RNA. Its product is annotated as cytochrome P450 71A6-like. Lineage: Eukaryota; Viridiplantae; Streptophyta; Magnoliopsida; Gentianales; Rubiaceae. The record is from RefSeq and is a predicted model, not a curated record. Gene Ontology annotation, molecular function: monooxygenase activity; iron ion binding; oxidoreductase activity, acting on paired donors, with incorporation or reduction of molecular oxygen. The transcript has 3 exons. Bases 1 to 909 code for a protein of 302 amino acids.